ACAGGGGUCUCAACUUAUGUCGGGCAUUUUACCGGCUUCUACACCCGUGGAACCCCCAUCAAACCCUCACCCUUUCCAAAAACGUGGUUCGCUUCCAGACUGCACAUGUCCUUGGAUUAUCCAGGCCGUAAUCUAACCAAACCGGAAUGGGGAGAAAUUCAGGAUCCGAGCGAGUUGGCGGAAGCACAGGAAAAGUACUGGAGCUGGGCUAGCUCUCUAGCUAGGAAACUAGAUGAGCGUGCGAGCGUAUCUUCGCUGGAUGACCAUCCCACUGCUGAAAUCGAACGUUCCACUGCAGUGGUCAAUGGACUUGAGGGCUGCAUUUUCGUCGGGCACACAAAUACAGACAUGGACAGCGUGGCGAGUGCCAUUGGCGCUGCAUAUUUGUUCAACGGCACGGCUGCGCGCGCCGAGGAGUCACUGAACGGUGAAAUCACAUUUGCAUUGGAAUACGCAGGUUAUCAAUCCUGGUUACGCGAGAAAGGAAGGCAUAUGCCCGGGGCCAUUCUCGGUGGGGACGAAGAAGGGCUGCCUCCCUUUUUCCCACGCAUCCCAGGCGCGACGGACCCUUUUAGCGACCGAGGAAUCUGCCUGGUCGAUUGUAACGCCCCUGAACAAAUGGUCGCGGAGGUCGGGGCGGUGGCCUUCCCACCUCCCUCGACGGCGGAGGAGGAGACGAUCCCGCGGGCAAUGGCAAUGAGGAGAAGGAUUCGAGGUCAGGAUUGA
Nannochloropsis gaditana CCMP526 is the source of this 726-nucleotide messenger RNA. Its product is annotated as manganese-dependent inorganic pyrophosphatase. The annotation marks the transcript as partial. The transcript is spliced from 5 exons. The record is from RefSeq and is a predicted model, not a curated record.